This is a messenger RNA of Aspergillus costaricaensis CBS 115574, 876 nucleotides long. RefSeq names its product short-chain dehydrogenase/reductase. Bases 43 to 876 code for a protein of 277 amino acids. NCBI's taxonomy places the organism in Eukaryota, Fungi, Ascomycota, Eurotiomycetes, Eurotiales, Aspergillaceae. The record is from RefSeq and is a predicted model, not a curated record. The transcript is spliced from 2 exons.
AGCUCAGUUCCUAAUAUAUGCAAUCAAAUUCGUGCCAUUCAAAUGUCACCUGCAAAAAGUGGGUUCGCCCUCGUCACUCCGGCUUCGAAAGGACUAGGAUUCGCCUUUGCGCGACAGCUGCUGUCCAACACGGACCUCCCCGUUAUUGCGACUGCGCGGAGAGACACCGGACAACUCCGUAAAAUCUUACUGGAGCAAGUCAAUGAUGAGACUGGAAAGGCGGAAGAGAGGCUAAGAGUCUUUGAAGUUGACGUGACUGAUGAGGCAACCAUACACGCCAUGGCUGCACAGAUACGAGAAGAAUUUCCACAGACUCCCCUGCGUAUUGCAAUCACCGUACCUGGCGUUCUGCAUGUGGAGAAGUCGCCGACGCAGAUUGAUGCUGCCAAUGCUCUGCACAGCUUCCAAGUCAAUGCUCUUGGUCCUAUGCUUCUGAUGAAGCACUUGGCACCCUUCUUGCCAACGAAGUCGUCUGCAACCUUUGCGGACGAAUCUUUGUUGGCACAUGUACAGCGGCCGUGGAAACUUCCAUCGCAUGCGAUCUACGCGAUGAUGGCCGCACGAGUUGGGUCCAUAUCGGAUAAUGCAACAGGGGGCUGGUAUUCAUACCGUGCUAGCAAAGCCUCCGUCUUUCAGCUGACCAAGACUUUCGAUCUGUAUUUGCGGUCACAGAGCAGAGAUCGAGCUUUUGCGGUGGCGUUGCAUCCCGGGACAGUCCAGACUGAUUUCACGAAAGAUUACUGGGACGGCAGGCAUAUGUUGCAGCCAGAAGAAUCUGCGGUGAAGCUAUUACAGCAUCUAUGUGGUAUGCAGACCGGUGACUCCGAUGGGCGGGGCCGCUGUUGGGAUUGGAAGGGAGAGGAGGUUUUGCCUUGA